AGGAACUCUAUCGUUCACUUUAUGUGCAAAAACCAACGGAACAACAUUCGUGUAUUUAUUUAUUUAUUUAAUUUAUUGCAGCUUUUCAGGAAGCAACCAAUAGUUGAUAUUUAAACAUUUGAUGAUAGUUUGAAAGACAUACAAAUAUGCCACGUUCAUUUCUGGUCAAGAAGUAUUCUUCAAACAAGAAGCCUAACUACAGUGAACUGGAAAGUCAAACUGAUAACACAUGCUAUGCUGUUGUCCCACAAUGCUUUUCUCUGGAAGACUUCCCCAUCUCUCUGGUGCCCACCCACCCUUCCAUUCUUAUGUGGACCACCAGUGCCUUACCUCUCACUUUAACCCCAGCAUCACCCAGCAUUCCUUCUCAACCUGGGCCUCUGGAUCUGAGCUCCCAAUCCAGCUCCAGCAGCGGAGAGGAGGAUGAUUGCGGUACAUCUGAUCCACCAAGCCCAGAUCCCAGAGAUCGGUUCCAGUGUGCCCACUGCGGCAAGACCUGCAACAGUCCUAUAUCGCUUUCUCACCAUCAGCUAACGCACUGUAUCGCCCGCCCAGAAGCUGUCAUUACCAUCACGGAAACAUCAAAUGCCAUGACCAGAGCAGCGUUUCACUGCAAGCACUGUCCCAAAGAAUACAACAGUCUUGGGGCCCUCAAAAUGCACAUCCGCUCACAUACACUGCCUUGUGUGUGCACCACAUGUGGAAAGGCAUUCUCCAGACCUUGGUUGCUGAGGGGACAUAUACGUACACAUACUGGUGAACGUCCCUUCUCAUGCCCCCACUGUAAUCGUGCAUUUGCGGACCGCUCAAAUCUACGAGCUCAUUUACAGACACACUCUGAAGUAAAGAAGUACCAGUGUGGAACAUGCUCUCGUACCUUCAGCCGCAUGUCCCUCCUUCACAAACACACCCUCUCUGCAUGCUUUCCAUCUGCCUAAAGGAGAAAACAGUUGCUUUCAUCUGCAAGCAUCAAGCUGGGAUGGGUUUAAACCAAACACAAAUGU
Molecule: messenger RNA, 1004 nt
Organism: Paramisgurnus dabryanus
Lineage: Eukaryota; Metazoa; Chordata; Actinopteri; Cypriniformes; Cobitidae
Source: RefSeq, a predicted model, not a curated record